GGCCCGUCAAGCAGUAUGCAGUCUCGGCACCAUCUUUACUCCCACUUUUAUUUAGGUAGGUACAGUACCUACGGUACCUUGGUAGGUAAAGCAAAACUUGCAAGACUCCCCAAUUCUAAAUCAUCGCGUCGAUACUCAUUCAAUGGACACUCCCAAUGUGGCGGACCCCGCCUCGACCGAGGCCGCCGCUGCCGCUACCGCCAACACGCCCCAUCUUGACAGUGCCGUCCGGGUAUUAGUGCAGACCCAAACGCACCUCGUUCCCGGCGAUAAGUCUACCGACUUUGCGGAGAGAGAGGAUGCAAUGCUGAGCCUGAUCGGCCAGCACGUCUGGCAGCGCGAGCUCGACCAAUUCCGCGAGCGCCACUGGAACUACCAAUGCCACUUUGCCCUGGAUAACGUCGAGUGCUGGUUCCUUGUCGACCACCACGGCCCGGACGAGAGUCCGCCGCCAGACCCGCCGAUUGUAUGGUAUCGAUGGACCGGAACAGAAUUUGUAAUGGUGCGCGACCCGCUUCCUAGUAGGGUGCGUCGUGAGCUCCGGUAUUAUCCAUUCCAACGGGUCAACCGCGUCCUUAUUCAGGAGUACCCUAAGCAGCCACCUCCAAGGGUUUACAAAUCCCGUACCGAGGAGAUACGUAUAAAGCGAUGGAUCCUGUACGAGACGUUGCUUGGUAACCUAGGCUUAACUGAGGAGCUACUACGAUUUGCAAGGGAUUAUCCUGACGCGGCGGAAUGGGUGAAGCUACGGGUUCCACCGGAGGCUUGGGCGAGACUCGAGCAUCUUUCAACGUUCGUGCUACAACAACGCGAGCCCGAAGAGGGCCACCCCUAGACUGGGUCGUUGGAUCGGGUUGACCGCCGAGAGAGUUAGAGGGGGCUGCGGUCAAAGACUCAACGCUCGCCGCAAAUCAAAACAAAACAAACUAAAUCGAGCACCCAGUCAAACAAAUAAGAUCGCAAAUUUGAUCAAAUCCAUUUGACUUAUUUGAACUCGCCACUACUAGCCACAGAAGGUUGCUGGGGAUCUCAAAAUUGUUCCUGCACCCCAACAGCCACCACAACUCACAUGAUGCCCUGUGGCACCCCAAACCUGUUACUUGGCGCUACAAGAGGGUUUGUUUUACAGAUAUUUACAUCACAACUUUCGCUGGACCAACAAAACCAGGCAUCCAACUAUCUAUAAGAGCUAGGUAAUAUCCUGCCUACUAUGGUGUUGAGAUGAAGUAGGAUCGUUUAAUUCGGGUUCAUUUUUUUAUAG
Molecule: messenger RNA, 1261 nt
Organism: Chaetomium fimeti
Lineage: Eukaryota; Fungi; Ascomycota; Sordariomycetes; Sordariales; Chaetomiaceae
Exons: 2
Coding region: 143-835 (230 amino acids)
Source: RefSeq, a predicted model, not a curated record